CUUUCCGCUUCCGUGUGACAGUCCGGGGGCGGGGAGAGACGCGAUGCGCCUGCGCGCCAACCAGAGCUGGCCUGCCCCGCUCCGUGGCGCAUGCGGCGCUGACGGGAGGCUCCGGGGAAGCCUGGGCGCCUGCGCAGCUGGAGAGGCGGGCGGGUGGCCCAGAGGGGAUCUGGUCCUUGCGCGCUUGCGCAGUGUGCGCCUGGCUGGGGUGGGGGCGAGAGGAGCUCGGAGGCGCUUGCAAAAGCGAAUGUGGAAGCUCCGAUGCACCUCUCCUGACUUGCACCCAUCAUCCCAAAGAUUUUUUUUAUUAAGAGAAAUCAGAGCAAAAAGUUCUGACGGAGGGACGAAAUGGCUGACAAGAGGCGCCUGGCAUACUCCAUCAUCCAGUUCCUACAUGACCAGCUACAGAACGGGGGUCUCUCUCCUGAUGCCCAGGAGAGCUUGGAAGUUGCAAUCCAAUGCCUGGAGACUGCUUUUGGAGUAUCCAUGGAAGAUCAAGAUCUGGUUGUGUCUCAAACUCUCCCUGAAAUUUUUGAAGCUGCUACAGAAAAGGAGCCUCAUUACGUCAGAACAAAUUCUGAGCCAGUCACCCCCUCGGAAGAAGACAUAGCUGAAGCUGAAAGACUUAAGACUGAAGGUAAUGAGCAAAUGAAGGCAGAAAACUUUGAAGGUGCUGUGUCUUUCUACGCAAAAGCAAUUGAAUUAAAUCCAUCAAAUGCAGUAUAUUUUUGCAACAGGGCUGCUGCUUACAGUAAACUAGGAAACUAUGCUGGAGCAGUCAGAGACUGUGAAAGAGCUAUAGGAAUUGAUCCGAACUACAGCAAAGCUUAUGGCAGAAUGGGCUUAGCCCUCUCUAGUUUAAACAAACACGCAGAAGCUGUCGUUUACUAUAAAAAAGCCCUGGAGUUGGAUCCAGACAACGAAACGUACAAAUCAAACCUUAAAAUAGCCGAACAGAAAAUGAAAGAAACCCCUAGUCCAACUGGAGGCACAGGAGGAUUUGAUUUAGCUGGAUUGCUGAAUAACCCGGGCUUCAUGAGCAUGGCAUCUAACCUCAUGAACAAUCCACAAGUACAACAGCUAAUGUCUGGGAUGAUUUCAGGUGGCCAGAACCCUAUGGGAGCAGCAGGAGCCAGCCCUUCCCCUAAUGACCUUGCCAGCCUUAUCCAAGCAGGUCAGCAGUUUGCUCAGCAGAUGCAGCAGCAGAAUCCAGAGCUAAUAGAACAGUUACGAAGUCAGAUUAGGAGUCGAACCCCCAGUGCUAGCAACGAGGAUCAGCAGGAAUGAGAAUACAAGCGCUACCCAUGGGAAUUCUUCACCAUAAAAAACUGGAAACCAUGUGUGUGUUGCCAUUUCUCCAGUUGGAAAAGAGAGAAAAAGGAAAACAAACCAGAAAAAAAACAAACUUCAUACGCCCUGCAUGUUAAAGACAGAUUCUCAUUUUCUUCCCCUAGUCCCUGCACCUGCCCCCAAAUUCCUCUUUUCCCUCUGGAAGAUCCAGCAAGCAGUAAACAUGAACCAGCAUCAAUUGUCUUUCUAGAACUCAGAAAAUCAACCACAUUGUUACCUGCUACGUUGGGGAUUUUAAUCUGUUUUCAAGGACACAGCACUCUUCACUGUAAGAAGCCUCCACCCUCCUGACCAGCUGCUUAAAAGGAGCGAACAGCUCCAUUCCCCUUCUUAUGUCUUUUCAUCAUGUUUAAGAGACGCCAAUGUUUAAACGCAAUUAACUUAUCGCAGGUCACUGAAUCUCCUUGUACCCAACAGCUGGGUGUCAAAAUCGCUUAUGGUUACUGCAUUUCUCAUUCAGGGGCAUAGCAAUAUUGCUGAUGCAAUUUCUACACAGGAGAUUAAGAUGGUGGACAUCUCUAAAGGCAUUUGUGAAUGUAAGUGUAUUGUGGGGGGGCGGGUUGCCUGGAGUAAGACCAUUUUCUGUGACUCCUUCAAAUUGAGCAUUUUUGAUACACUUUUUUCAGAUCUUUUUUGCCAAUAAUGACACAAUUUAUCUAGUGUUUUAAAACAAAAUCAUGGUUCUGUCUUUGUCAGCUGUCCUCUCUGCGGUAGUUGGGGAGGGAGAAGAUUUGACUCCUUUUAUUUCAAGUUUUUAGAAGUUCUAGUUUUUAUUGUCUCUUGCGUGUGAGUGGUCGUGGAGAACAAGGCUUCUGUGAUAGAGAUGGGAGUUGCAGAUACCCAUUUCAGAGGGGCUCAAGUUGCCGAAUACAUGGGAAUGUGAGCUGGUGGAAUAUCCAUAAUAUACUGACUGGUCACUAACUGAGCUGUGGGACUGGCAAAGAGUGCUUAUGCCGCAGUGUAUUACAGGCGAGAUGGGGAGGGACCCAUGUAAUUUAGCAGAAUAAAUGUCCUGUAUCCACCAGGACCUCUAGUAUUACCCAAAUGAUUCUGUAGUUCAGGUGCCCAGUAAUGGACUGACUUCAAAAUGUGUAAGUGAAUCCACUGGAGAUUUCACUAGUCAAGCUCAGAGGGACUUUAUAAACCUGCAGUUCAAACUAGAGUAACUCAGAGAGAGCAGGGGAUGUGUGUGAAGUGUCAUAUUGCCAGGUGCAAAAAAUCAUCUAGUUUAAAGCUUAGUAGGUGUAAGAGAUUAAAAAGCCUGGGAGAUGAGUGAGAGGCAGGAGGUGUGUCCAACUAAAUAGGUUUUUGUUGUUUUUGAUACCAUCUGUAAACAGUUUUGUUUUUUUAAAUACUCUAACUGUGGUCACUGUAACUUGUGGAGAAUAAAAUACUUUGAUGCUC
Chelonia mydas (Green sea turtle) is the source of this 2754-nucleotide messenger RNA. It is a transcript of the gene SGTA, whose product is annotated as small glutamine rich tetratricopeptide repeat co-chaperone alpha. Gene Ontology annotation, biological process: post-translational protein targeting to endoplasmic reticulum membrane. The record is from RefSeq and is a predicted model, not a curated record. Gene Ontology annotation, cellular component: TRC complex; membrane. The coding region runs from base 349 to 1287 and encodes 312 amino acids. Lineage: Eukaryota; Metazoa; Chordata; Testudines; Cheloniidae. Gene Ontology annotation, molecular function: molecular adaptor activity; protein binding. The transcript is spliced from 13 exons.